AUGUUAAGAGAGGACAAGAUGAGAUUUAUGACUAUGUUCGUAAGUCAGAUGAGGAGUACUUGACAUAUUUUGACGAUCUAGGUGAGAAAGAUGAUGAAAUUUUCAAAAAUAAUUACAAUGCUUUUAUGCAACAGCUAUAUGUCAUUGAGCCAAACAUUGCACUUGGGGACUUCGAAAGAAUCUAUGUACAAAGUGGCGUUAUGUUUAGUUCUCAGCUUUUCAGCGUCAAAUCUAAAGACGUAAAACUGUAUCUCAAAGAAGACAUCGAUGAAACUGAUGAAUUAAUUGUUAAAGUAUUUGACCGUACCGUACUAAGGCAAAGAGAGAUCAUAAUAAAUACGUAAUAGAAAAGAAAGACAUAUUUGAUAAUUGUCGAACGGCAUAUUUAUGUGAGAAGCGAACAUAUGAGGGGCUUAUAAAUGAGACGCAAGAAUCUGUGUAUAGAAGAUUCUUUGUAGGAAAUAAUUAUCACGCAUUGCGACCAUUUAUCAUAUUGAAGUAUUCGGCUCAAGAGAUUCUACCACAUGAUAAAGAAACUUAUGAGAAAGCUAAAGAACAAUUGAAUAUAAUCCACCUUUAUAACAUAAUACAUGGAGAUAUAAGCCCAAGAAGUAUUUUAUACUCUCAUUUGAAGGUAUAUAUUUUAUUGAUUUUGGAUACUCAGAAUACAAAGAAGAUAAAUUAGGUUCCAACCCAGUGACUGCUAACCAAGAGAGGAUCAAGAGUGAACACAUACAGUUAUGUAGUAUAUUUGGUCAGUCAACUCCGAAGGAAUAUGAAUAA
Messenger RNA from Debaryomyces tyrocola, 783 nucleotides. The record is from the annotation of a GenBank genome assembly. NCBI's taxonomy places the organism in Eukaryota, Fungi, Ascomycota, Pichiomycetes, Serinales, Debaryomycetaceae.